Molecule: messenger RNA, 1311 nt
Organism: Aspergillus viridinutans
Lineage: Eukaryota; Fungi; Ascomycota; Eurotiomycetes; Eurotiales; Aspergillaceae
Product: DUF3500 domain-containing protein
Exons: 2
Coding region: 1-1311 (436 amino acids)
Source: RefSeq, a predicted model, not a curated record
AUGUCGUCCGAACAGCUGGCUCAAUUACAGAAGCCUACGGGCGAAUACCGCCAGUAUCUCCCGGACCUGAGUCUGAAGCGCUUCCAGGUGAUGCGCGACCAGGAUGCGCACGAGUACGCGCAUGAUUUCAAGACGCUGCGCCAGCCGCCCUGGCUGCAUGCGCUGUAUAUGCACUGGUUGGAUUUGUUGCAGGAGCCUUUUAAGGGUGUCACGACUGAUGGAAACGUGCGUCCCGGUCUGUUCACAUUACAAGACGAAGGCGUCCCCAUCGCGGAGAUUGUCACCGCAACAGAGUCCCUGCUCUCCAUCCUCGACGACAACCAGCGCCAAUCCCUCAGCUACCACAUCGACUCGCCCGAAUGGCGCACAUGGUCCAACCCCGAAUUCCUCCUCAGCCACAAGGGCCUGCGUCUCGACGAAGUCACCCCCUCGGUCCGCGACGCCAUCAUGCACAUCCUCGAGAUAACGCUCUCCCCAGAAGGCUACGACAAGGCCGUCAAAGCCAUGCGCAUCAACCACUUCCUCGGCGAACUGGUCGAGGCCCCCCGCGUCAUGAACGAGUUCUCCUACAACUUUGUCCUCUUCGGCCGCCCCUCCCCCGACAGGCCCUGGGGCUGGUCCUUCUACGGCCACCACCUCUGCCUCAACAUCUUCCUGUACAAGUCCCAGAUCGUCGCCUCCCCCUGGUUCACCGGCGCCGAGCCCAACGAGAUCGACGCCGGGCCCCACGCAGGCACCCGCAUCAUGCAAGUCGAGGAGCAACUCGGACUCCAGCUCAUGCAGUCCCUCUCGCCCGAACUCCACUUCCAGGCCCGCGUCUUCGCCCAGAUGCACGAUCCCGCGAUGCCCCCGGGCCGCUGGAACAAGGACGACCAGCGCCACGUCUGCGGCGCAUACCGCGACAACCGCGUCGUCCCCAACGAGGGCAUCCCCGCCACCUCCCUCACCGAAUCCCAGAAACAACUCCUCUACGGCAUUCUGGAGCAGUACCUCCUCUACCUGCCUGCGCGCGCGAGGGAGUUGAAACUCGCCCAGGUGCGCCAGUACGAAAGUGAGACAUACUUCUGCUGGAUUGGCGGGUUCGGCGACGAGGAUCCCUUCUACUACCGUAUCCAGAGCCCUGUCAUUCUUGUCGAGUUUGAUCACCACUCUGGUGUGUUUUUGAAUAAUGAGGAGCCAAAGAAAUUCCAUAUCCAUACGCUGUUAAGGACGCCCAAUGGGGGCGAUUACGGGAUGGCGCUGCGGCCGUUGAUUCCUGCUGUGGAGGGGAUUAAUGGGAAGGAGAUUACGUGGGAGAAAUCAGCCUUGUAG